Molecule: messenger RNA, 1084 nt
Organism: Amoebophrya sp. A120
Lineage: Eukaryota; Dinophyceae; Syndiniales; Amoebophryaceae
Source: the annotation of a GenBank genome assembly
AUGAUGACAAUAGAUCGUAGCCGAUUGACUUGUAAUGAAACUCAAGAAGUAAAUGAAUGUCAAAAUGUAUUAGUCGUUUCGUUAUGCAUGCGUGCCAAGUAUGUCUGGGUCUGGAUCUGGAAACUCAAACUUGUGAUGCUGCUUCGUGGAUGAGUGAGGCACUUCCAAGUGCACCGAGGCAACCCAUUUUUUCUCUUUAUUUGUCUGUAUUUCAGUCGGACUAUAUCUUUAUUUCGCAAAGCUGCGCAUGACAAACAAGCACAGCCACCGUAUUGAUUUAUUGUUGGCCAUGCAAGAGAGAUGUUCCAAGAAUGCAAGACAUGCCGUGCAAGUUCCACUUCUGCAGACCCAGGCAUAUUUGCAAUGGAUAAACGCGGGGAACGCGAGCGAAAAACCCAGAAAGAGAAGGUCGCAAAAGGCAAUGGCGAUCUGCAGGAAUUUUUCAGAGCAACUUUUCACUCGAGUUUAUUACUAUCUUAACUAAUGGAAGCAGGAAGAGGAACUCGAACGUCAGCGUUCGCAGACUUGAGCUUGUAGCAAAUGACCCAAAAUUAGAACUAGCAAAUGACCCAAAAUUAGAAUCUUACUGUAAUGAAGAUGUAGAUGGAAGUAAAUGAUUUAGUCUUGACAGGAGAUGAGGACAGCAAAUAGGUUCAGACAGAAACAAUCCUUUUCUGAAGAUUCGCAAACAGAGGACAAUAUUGCAAAAUGAAAAGCAAUAAACCCUUGACGGUACACUUAAAACACGUUAGGAAGCAAGGUGCAGAAGUUGUGCCCAGAAAAGACACUGCUGCAAACAGGUACAAGCAAAGAACUUACGACUACAGAGCUGCCAAUUCUCACGAGUUUUACAUCUCAAAGCCAGCCACGUUUCGAUUUCACGUGCCCUUGAAGUGGUUCUGCCUCUGUGCGACUCUGGCGUCAAAGCUCACCUUGAGAAGCCAUGGCGCUUCUUGUCAGUAUAACCCAGGUCAUAUGAACAAGGUACAACCCAGAUAAUAUGAAGCCACAACAGAUAUGAGGGUACAGAUGAGAAAAAAAUGAACUGCACCCCCCAGAAGCGCAAAUAAGGUGGAAGCGAAAA